Molecule: messenger RNA, 258 nt
Organism: Thlaspi arvense
Lineage: Eukaryota; Viridiplantae; Streptophyta; Magnoliopsida; Brassicales; Brassicaceae
Source: the annotation of a GenBank genome assembly
AUGUUAACAGGACAUCACCAUGGAGGUAUAGGAGCGGUAAUAGCGGGUGGAGCGGCUAUGGCGGCUGCAGCAGCUGGUGCUCACCACAUGUCUCACCACGGACACUAUGGUCACCAUCACGGUCACGGCUAUGGAUAUGGCUAUCAUGGUCACGGUAAGUUCAAACACGGCAAGUUCAAGCACGGCAAGUUCGGAAAACGCUGGAAACAUGGCAUGUUUGGGAAGCACAAGGGGAAAUUCUUCAAGAAAUGGAAGUGA